Empidonax traillii (willow flycatcher) is the source of this 870-nucleotide messenger RNA. RefSeq names its product catenin alpha-2-like. The coding region runs from base 7 to 870 and encodes 287 amino acids. Gene Ontology annotation, cellular component: adherens junction; catenin complex; actin cytoskeleton. The transcript is spliced from 4 exons. The record is from RefSeq and is a predicted model, not a curated record. Gene Ontology annotation, molecular function: actin filament binding; structural molecule activity; beta-catenin binding. NCBI's taxonomy places the organism in Eukaryota, Metazoa, Chordata, Aves, Passeriformes, Tyrannidae. Gene Ontology annotation, biological process: cell migration; cell-cell adhesion.
GAAACCAUGCGAAUUGCCUCCUCGGAGUUCGCCGACGACCCCUGCUCCUCAGUGAAGAGGGGCACCAUGGUGAGGGCGGCCCGGGCCCUGCUCUCUGCCGUCACCCGCCUGCUCAUCCUGGCUGACAUGGCUGAUGUCAUGAGGCUCCUCUCGCAUCUGAAAAUCGUAGAGGAAGCGCUAGAAGCGGUGAAAAAUGCAACAAAUGAGCAAGACUUAGCGAAUCGCUUCAAAGAGUUUGGGAAGGAGAUGGUAAAACUGAACUAUGUGGCUGCCAGACGACAACAGGAGCUGAAGGACCCUCACUGCCGGGAUGAGAUGGCUGCGGCCCGAGGGGCUCUGAAGAAGAACGCCACCAUGCUGUACACGGCGUCCCAGGCCUUCCUCCGCCACCCCGACGUGGCAGCCACGAGGGCCAACAGGGACUACGUCUUCAAGCAAGUGCAGGAAGCCAUCGCUGGGAUCUCCAACGCUGCCCAGGCCACCUCCCCCACCGAUGAGAACAAGGGCCACACUGGCAUAGGAGAGCUUGCUGCUGCCUUGAAUGAAUUCGAUAACAAGAUCAUUCUGGACCCGAUGACCUUCAGCGAGGCCCGUUUCCGGCCGUCCCUGGAGGAGAGGCUGGAGAGCAUCAUCAGCGGGGCGGCGCUCAUGGCCGACUCCUCGUGCACGCGGGACGACCGCAGGGAGCGGAUCGUGGCCGAGUGCAACGCCGUGCGCCAGGCGCUGCAGGACCUGCUCAGCGAGUACAUGAACAACGUAAGUCACGCUCGCAGCGCGGGGGCACCGCGGCGGCACCGCGGCCUCCGGCCCUCCUGGGCCAAAGCACGGCCCCAGUGCGCCUUCACAGCACAAGGAAAGGGACGUCUGUAA